AUGGCUACAAGGAAGGAUUUAAUCGAUGCAUUCUUAGCUGUGAGAACAUCUUUGGAUGCGGAUGGAGAGUUAAGUCAAAUAAAAGCUGCUAUGAGAACAAAAGUCAUGAAGUUGCUGGAGGGUUCACAUAGAUCCAGUAGAUCUAAAUGUCUAAAGUCUCCGCGCGAAGUUUUAAUUAUUAACGAACUUAUUAGAGAGUAUUUGGAUUGGAUGGGAUACAAGUAUACAUCAACGGUGCUCAUUUCGGAAUGUGAAUUAUCGAAACAACCUUUGGAUCGAACCUUCAUUAAUAAAGAUUUGGGAACUGUGGAAACGGAAAAGACAAAAGAUGUGCCAUUACUGUUUUGCCUUAUCGAAACAUUAAAGGAAAUAAAAGGCGUGUAAUCGUAAUAAAGUGAUAAUCAUAAUUAUUAUGUAAAUUUAAAGUCUUGCUUUAAAGAAAAAAAA
Ceratosolen solmsi marchali is the source of this 447-nucleotide messenger RNA. RefSeq names its product lisH domain-containing protein FOPNL. Gene Ontology annotation, cellular component: microtubule organizing center. Gene Ontology annotation, biological process: microtubule anchoring. The coding region runs from base 1 to 384 and encodes 127 amino acids. The record is from RefSeq and is a predicted model, not a curated record. The transcript has 3 exons. NCBI's taxonomy places the organism in Eukaryota, Metazoa, Arthropoda, Insecta, Hymenoptera, Agaonidae. Gene Ontology annotation, molecular function: protein binding.